CAAGCUCAUAUUCCUUCUUCCUUCUUAUUAUCUUUCCUUUGGAAAAAAUGCAUGACAAUUUUCACUUCUAUGAUUUGCAAAUUAUACUUGCAGUUCUUCUAACUUUUGCUGUAUCAAUCAUUCUAUGGACAAGAAAUUGGAAAAGUCUAAAACUACCCCCAGAAAUCCCAGGAUCUUGGCCAAUUAUAGGCCAUCUCCGUAGUUUUGGCGAUGGUGAAAGCCUCCCUCUAGCUCGAACAUUUGGAAAAUUGUCCGAUCAAUAUGGUCCAAUUUUCACUAUUAAACUCGGUAUGUUUCGUUAUUGUGUGAUCAAUAAUUGGGAAGCAGCUAAAGAUUGCUUCACAAUUCAUGAUAAAGAACUUGCUGCUAGACCAAUUAGUCUAGCAGCUGAACAUUAUGGUUAUAAUUACGCAAGAUUCUCUUUUGCUAAUUAUGGUCCAUAUUAUUGUCAAGUACGAAAACUCGUGUUACAAAAUGUUCUUUCUAGUACUAGGCUCGAGAAAGUCAAACAUGUCCGAAUUUCCGAGUUGCAAAUUAGCAUUAAAGAAUUAUAUAAUGAAAAUUCCAAAGUGAUUAAUAUUAGUAAAUGGUUCGAAAAAUUGACUUUGAAUAUAAUUGUGAAGAUGAUAGCUGGGAAAAGAUAUGAAUCUUUGGAGAAAGACGAAGAGGCACAAUGUUUUAGAAGGGCUUUUGCUAAGAUAAUGUACCUUGCUGGGCAAUUUAUUUUGUAUGAUGCAAUUCCAUUCCGAAUUUUCAAAUAUGUGGAUUUUCAAGGGCAUAUCAAGACCAUGAAGCAAAUUUACAAGGACUUGGAUGACAUUCUUCAAAGUUGGGUUAAUGAACAUAUGGAGAAAAAACAGGUUACAGGUGAUGAACAAGAUUGUAUAGAUGCAAUGCUUUCAGUGACAAAGCCUGAGGAUUUCAAAGCCUAUGGUUAUACACGAGAUACAGUUAUUAAGGCAACAGUAUUGAGCAUGAUAUUGGAUGGUUCAGACACAACUGCAGUUCACUUAACAUGGGUCAUGUCCCUAUUAUUGAACAAUCCUCACGUCAUGAAACAUGCCCAAGAAGAAAUAGACGCCAAUGUUGGUAAAGAGAGAUGGAUAGAAGAAUCUGAUGUCAAAGACCUUGUCUAUCUCCAAGCUAUUGUUAAAGAAGCAUUACGCUUAUAUCCACCAGCACCUUUGUUAGUCCCACACGAAGCUGUGGAAGAUUGUACCGUGGCAGGGUACAACAUCCCAAGGGGUACUCGUUUGUUUCCGAACGCAUGGAAGAUACAACGAGACCCUCGGAUUUAUUCAGAGCCUGACAAAUUCAUGCCAGAGAGAUUCUUGAACGAAUAUUCGAAUGUGGAUGCUCGUGGUCAACAUUUUGAGUUUAUUCCGUUUGGUUCUGGAAGACGGUCUUGUCCUGGAAUUAAUUUCGCGACACAAGUGGCGCAUCUCACGAUUGGUCGAUUAAUUCAAGGAUUUAACUUUGGUGCACCAUCAAAUAUGCCAGUGGAUAUGACUGAAGGUCAAGGGAUUACUAUGCCUAAGGCAAAACCUGUGGAAGUUGUAAUAACCCCACGUUUGAAUUCUGUACUUUAUGAACUUUAAUGUGAAGGUUAUUCCAUAAAUAAAGCUCCAGCAUAAUCUUUUGUCAAUUGCAAUAAGAAAUCUAAGAGCCACUCUUUUCAAACUUUAGUACUUAUCAUGUCUAGAACAAUUGUUGUAAUAUGGAUUGGUCUUAUCCGAACCUUUUAUGUGAUUUAAUUAGUUAUCUCUUACGUUUUACUAAUCUUC
Molecule: messenger RNA, 1784 nt
Organism: Lycium barbarum (goji berry)
Lineage: Eukaryota; Viridiplantae; Streptophyta; Magnoliopsida; Solanales; Solanaceae
Product: nicotine N-demethylase CYP82E3-like
Exons: 2
Coding region: 48-1598 (516 amino acids)
Biological process (GO): defense response to other organism
Molecular function (GO): heme binding; monooxygenase activity; oxidoreductase activity, acting on paired donors, with incorporation or reduction of molecular oxygen
Source: RefSeq, a predicted model, not a curated record